CUUUUCAGCUGCAGCCAGGUUGAAAGGUUAAUGAUCGUGAUUAUUGGGUAUCAUCACAUGUCAAUUGGGUAUUUCUUCUGAGGCUGAACAUCAUCAGCGUACGGUGUGUACCGUAAGAAAGUGUAUACUCUUCGGGGAAAGAGACCUCACUCUAGUAUAGCCCUGCUCUAGCUGACGGAUAGACGGUCUAAUCAUUGAUGUGAAGAUCCACAUAAUGGGGGAAUAUACGCCACGGCCCUCCAUUCUAUGUUUUAUCGGACUCUUUCUCGCAAGCGUCUCGGGUCCCGUCGACUGCAAACCACCCAACAUCCUUUUCAUCUUGGCCGAUGAUUACGGUUUCCAUGACAUCGGUUACCAUAGCUCCGAGAUCGAGACACCCAACCUAAACCGGUUGGCCGCGGGGGGCGUCAGACUGGAGAACUACUACGUCCAGCCCAUCUGCACGCCGACACGUAGCCAGCUGAUGAGCGGCAAAUAUCAGAUCCACACCGGGUUGCAGCACGGGAUUAUUACAUUUGAACAACCCAGUUGCUUGCCUCUCGAUGACGUCACUCUGGCCCAGAAACUCAAGGAGUCAGGGUACGCGACCCACAUUGUAGGCAAAUGGCACCUUGGGAUUUACAAAAAGGCAUGCUGGCCCACCCGCCGCGGGUUCGACAGCUACUUUGGCUACUUGCAAGGAAGCGAAGACUACUACACACAUUCCGUAGCCGGAGGACUAGAUUUGAGAGAUAACGAAGACUCAGUAUGGAACUACACUGGUUCCUAUUCCACCACGCUGUUCACACAACGGGCCCAGGAGCUCCUGCGACGGCAUAGUAGUCAGACACCGGACACGCCGUUGUUCCUCUACCUGCCGUACCAAGCCGUCCACGAACCCUUGGAGGUACCCGAGCAGUACAUGGUCCCGUACGCGCAUAUCACGGACAAAAAGAGGCGCAUCUAUGCCGGGAUGGUAGCGUGUAUGGAUGAGGGGAUCGGCAACAUCACACAGACGAUGGACCAGCUGGGACUGUGGAAAGAUACAGUGCUCGUCUUCUCAACAGAUAAUGGAGGACAAAUUUAUGAUGGCGGCAACAACUGGCCCCUGCGCGGGUGGAAAGGGAGUUUGUGGGAAGGCGGUAUGCACGGCAUAGGGUUCGUGCAUAGCCCCCUCCUACCAGCCAAGGUACAAGGUACCAUCAACAGGGAACUCAUGCAUGUCAGCGAUUGGUUUCCCACGCUGGUUGCGGGCCUGGCUGGAGGGAGUUUGAACGGCACCAAACUGGACGGAUAUAACAUGUGGAAUACCAUUAGUCGUGGUGAUCCGUCACCUCGUAAGGAAAUCCUUCACAAUAUCGAUCCGCUGUUUCCACGGCCUAAAACACACUCGAUGUCUGUGAUUGGAACGAAGGUGUUUAAUGAGACCAUUCGGGCGGCGAUACGAUCAGGCGACUGGAAGCUGAUCACUGGAUCGCCAGGUAACAGCAGCUGGAUUCCCCCUCCUGACUACGGAUUUACCCCGGUCACCCAAAUCGAAGCACCCGGUAAGAUGGUGUGGUUGUUCAACAUCACGGCAGACCCCAGCGAAUACUACGACAUGUCUUCCCAACGUCCAGACGUCGUGCAGCGCUUGAUGCAGAGGCUGCAGUACUACUACGAGGGUGCAGUACCGGUGUUUUACCCGCCGAACGACCCCAGGGCUAAUCCCAAGUAUCACAAUGGCACCUGGAGUAAUUGGGAGUAAAUUCCCCUUUUUCAUAUCAAGUUAGUUUAUAAAGAACUUUUUCGUUUCCACAUUUAGCAAUAGGCCAACUGCAUUUUAUACCUCAUCAAAUGUAAGUAAGAUUUUGGACCUAAUUAAUUUUUCUGAUUUUCUAAAAUGUAUGAAUAUGAACCUGUAACGUCAACUUUGAUAGUGGCCUUAUGGUGAUGGAGUCAAUAAUUACGUAAAAUUUGAUAAAAAGAGUAUUUUGAUCAAUUCGUUACAAUUCUAAUACGGGAAGAAGUACAAUGCUGGUUUAUGUAUAUAUUUGUUCUUGUACUCUAUGGAUUUUAGUGCACUAUAGGAAACAUGAAUGAGUCCAGUGUAUAGUGUGAAAUUUGGACUCUAUAAAAUAUGGACUUAUUGGUUGUGCGCAUGUCUAAUUGGAACGUGUGAGUCCACAUAAGGUGAAAGAGAUCAGAUUUCAUAGGAGUCAAAAUUUCAUAUGAAACUGCGUUCCACAAAUUUUGGAAUAUUAGUUUUCUUGUUUUAUUCCACAAAAAGGAACACACCCAUUACCCUGGUGAGGGUUACAUCAAAAGGUUUAAAUAAUACAAUUCAAGUUUAAAUCAUGAUACAGGAGUUAGCUAACAGCAUAUAUUUAUUUUGAUAUUAAUUAUACUCUUAGUUCUACGCUGCACGUGAUUUACGCAUUGGCAGAAACAUUAAUUAAAAGAUGGGCCUAUUUCAUUUCUUUGUUCUUGUGGACUAGCUGUAAUAGUAAUAUUUCCUAAUUAUCGUGGUCAUAUUUGACAAACUGUUUUAUUAAAAAAAAACCACGUGUGCUUUACCA
This is a messenger RNA of Patiria miniata (bat star), 2537 nucleotides long. Its product is annotated as arylsulfatase B-like. The record is from RefSeq and is a predicted model, not a curated record. The transcript has 8 exons. NCBI's taxonomy places the organism in Eukaryota, Metazoa, Echinodermata, Asteroidea, Valvatida, Asterinidae. The coding region runs from base 215 to 1726 and encodes 503 amino acids.